Papilio xuthus (Asian swallowtail) is the source of this 1780-nucleotide messenger RNA. The record is from RefSeq and is a predicted model, not a curated record. Lineage: Eukaryota; Metazoa; Arthropoda; Insecta; Lepidoptera; Papilionidae.
UCUGAAGACGAGUAGCCUCCGCAACACAGCCACGGCGUCCAGCCGGAGAUAGGUUUAUAGCACACUAAAGACUGGAGUAGUUCGUAUAACGAUUUUCUUCAGUAUUUUUGUUAUUAACCAUCUCAGGCUAACAUUCCCUUUCCUUUUUACUUUAUCACAUUCGUAAAACAAUGGCAAUUGCAAACCUCGAGCCAGGGAUGGGAGCGUCAGAAGCCUGGGGCGGCCAGGCGGCGGCCUUUGGCUCCAACCAAACCGUCGUCGACAAGGUCACCCCUGAUAUGAUGCACCUCAUUGACCCACACUGGUACCAAUUCCCACCCAUGAAUCCCAUGUGGCAUGGUUUACUGGGAUUCACGAUCGGCGUCUUAGGCUUCAUAUCGAUCACCGGUAACGGAAUGGUCGUUUACAUUUUCACAUCCACAAAGAGUCUCAAAACACCUUCAAACUUGCUCGUGGUAAAUCUGGCUUUCUCCGACUUUCUGAUGAUGCUGUGCAUGGCUCCUCCGAUGCUCAUUAAUUGUUAUUAUGAAACAUGGGUCUUUGGUCCUUUAGCUUGCGAACUUUACGCUUGCGCCGGGUCUCUAUUCGGUUCGAUAUCGAUUUGGACCAUGACCAUGAUUGCCUUCGACCGAUACAACGUAAUUGUAAAGGGUAUCGCUGCAAAACCUAUGACAAUCAAUGGAGCACUGCUACGAAUCCUCGGAAUUUGGCUGUUCUCUCUCGCCUGGACUAUUGCUCCCAUGUUGGGCUGGAAUAGGUACGUGCCCGAGGGUAACAUGACCGCUUGCGGAACCGACUACCUCAGCAAGAGCUGGCUCAGCCGCAGCUACAUCCUCGUCUACUCCAUCUUUGUUUACUACACGCCUCUGUUACUCAUCAUCUACUCGUACUUCUUCAUUGUUCAGGCUGUGGCAGCUCACGAGAAGGCAAUGAGGGAGCAAGCUAAGAAAAUGAACGUGGCCUCUCUGCGAUCCUCCGAAGCCGCCAACACAAGUGCUGAAUGCAAAUUGGCUAAGGUGGCACUUAUGACCAUUUCACUAUGGUUCAUGGCGUGGACACCAUAUCUGGUAAUCAACUACACCGGAGUGUUCGAAACUGCACCGAUCAGCCCUCUGGCCACUAUUUGGGGCUCGGUGUUCGCGAAGGCCAACGCUGUCUACAACCCGAUUGUGUAUGGCAUCAGCCAUCCUAAAUAUCGCGCUGCUCUCUACCAGAAAUUCCCAUCGCUAGCGUGCCAACCAUCAGCGGAGGAAACUGGAUCUGUGGCCUCUGGAGCUACGACCGCCUGUGAAGAGAAACCCUCCGCGUGAGCCUCGCCCUAACAAAUGGACAGAAAACACAACGACGACCGACCCGCUGCUGCCCUAAGGAUCUGAUACUGCUACAAAAAAACGUUAUUUAUUAUUUUUAUACAACGAGAUUUAUAACUGUACAAAGUGGAUAACUUAAACACGCCGCGAGCUGAUCGAAAAAUAUACAGGAUGUUUCAGUAACAUUUACUUAAAACGACCAGUUUAAAGUCUGCAUCAUUUUGAGUUCAUGCUCGAUGCGGCUAGUUCAAUGUUGCACACAUUUGGUAUAUUUUUGUUUGUAUGCAUCGGCUGGCGACAUAAAAUACUAAAAAAAAAAUAUUAAUCAAAAUUACAUUUCGUCAGCUACUCCGGUAACCUAAGAGACUGCUCCUUUUAGUUGAUAAGCAAGACGAUAACUAUGAUGAAACAAGCUGUGUACCUCGGACAAAAUGAAAAUAAUAAACAGCACGAUGGUGACAAAACAUCAA